Molecule: messenger RNA, 771 nt
Organism: Acanthamoeba castellanii str. Neff
Lineage: Eukaryota; Discosea; Longamoebia; Acanthamoebidae
Product: DNAdirected DNA polymerase subunit, putative
Exons: 6
Coding region: 1-771 (256 amino acids)
Biological process (GO): DNA replication initiation; DNA replication
Cellular component (GO): alpha DNA polymerase:primase complex
Molecular function (GO): DNA binding
Source: RefSeq, a predicted model, not a curated record
AUGUACGGGCGACUGACCGCCACUGCGUCAUGGUCGUAUCAGUCCUCGGCUCUCCCUGCCAUCGUCGAGGUAGCCAAGGUGCACGCCGUGCAUGCCGUCAUUCUCUUCGGUCCGUUCGUCGACGCUCAGAUCUGGGAAUCGGGCUCUCUCGGCGUGCCCGACACGCCCUUCGAGGUGAUCUUUGAGAAGAACUUGCUUCGGCCUCUGCGCGCCUCUCUCUCCUCUCUGCACAGCACGCCGGAGCUCGUCCUGGUCCCGUCGCUACGCGACGCCCAUCACCACACCGUGUACCCUCAGCCCCCCUACGACACUUCGGGAGGCAAACAGCGAGGACUUCAUCUGGUGGCCAACCCGAGCCUUGUGCGUAUCAAUGGCCUUGCCCUAGGCCUCACUUCCCACGAUGUCUUGGCCGACAUCGCACGGCAGGAGCUCGUCAAGGGAGAUCACCUCGAAGAACGGCACCCUGCCCGAUUGGCUGGCCACCUGCUCAAACAGGGCAGCUUCUACCCUGUGCACCCGCCCGCGCCGGGUGUGCCCCUGGACUCGACGCAGCUUUUUAAGACGGAGCUGCCCUACGUGCCAGAUGUGCUCGUGGUGCCCUCUUGCCUUUCGCCUUUUGCGCGGGUCGUCGAAGGAGCAGCGUGCGUGAACCCGGGCUUUGCUGUGGAUGGCGCUGCAUAUGGCACUGCGGCCUUGCUCACUCUCCAUCGGGCUCCGGUGGCCACCACGACCACGGUGGAGAGGCUGGAGAUCAAGGUCCUGCGACUUUAA